Molecule: messenger RNA, 1993 nt
Organism: Calidris pugnax (ruff)
Lineage: Eukaryota; Metazoa; Chordata; Aves; Charadriiformes; Scolopacidae
Gene: STARD10
Product: StAR related lipid transfer domain containing 10
Exons: 6
Coding region: 444-1244 (266 amino acids)
Molecular function (GO): lipid binding
Source: RefSeq, a predicted model, not a curated record
GGCCGGCAGGGACGGGGGGCUCAGGGAGCCAGGGGCAGCUCUACCCUGAAAGCUGAGCCACCUGCAGGCUGCUACCUGCUGAAUAAUAGAGGAGCUGCCAGCCAGCCGGAGAGAAAUGCGAUCCUGGUUAGCCAGCCAGAGAAGACAUCCGAGCUCCCAGCAGCCGCGAUAGCAACUGCAGGGAAGGAGCCUUCCUCCCCGCUGCUCUGUGCGGCGCAGCGUGGCCGGGGUGGCUGGAGGUCUCUGCCCAUCCUGGUGUGCCUUGGGCGGCCGGUGGUCUGCUCCGGGGGCACAGGGUAGGAGCUGGGAGGAUGAUGUGAGCUGCAGCAGGCACCCAGCAAGGCAGAGCUCAAGGGCAGAGCCGGGUUUCCCGGGAGGUGAGGCAGAAGGAGCCUGCCUGCCUGCAGCCAGUGCCCCCACCCUGGGUCUGCCAGCUCGGCCCCAUGUCCAGAGGAGGGGAGAUGGUUUAUAUCCCAGAUGACUCCGACUUCAGCUCCUUCAGGGACCAGUGCGAGAGCCUGGAGGGCUGGCACUGUCGGUACAACAAGGCUGGUGUGACCGUGUGGAGUCAGGGCCAGGAGGAAAGCUGCACUGUGCAGAAAAUCAAGACUCGUAUCUCCUGUAAGGACGUCCCUGCUGAGACGCUCUAUGAUGUGCUGCACGACACCAGCUACCGCAAGAAAUGGGACUCGAACAUGAUCGAGACUUAUGACAUUGGGCGUCUGACCGUCAACGCUGAUGUGGGAUACUACUCCUGGAAAUGCCCGAGCCCCCUGAAGAACCGGGAUUUUGUCACCCUGCGCUCCUGGCUGCCCCUGGGCAAUGACUACAUGAUCAUCAACUACAGCGUCAAGCACCCGAAAUACCCACCCCGGAAGGAUUUUGUGAGGGCCGUGUCCCUGCAGACAGGUUACCUGAUCAAGGCUAAUGGUGAUGGUGCCUGCAUCCUCUAUUAUCUCACCCAGGUGGAUCCUCGUGGGUCGCUGCCAAAGUGGGUGGUGAACCGUGUCUCCCAGUUUGUGGCACCAAAGGCGAUGAAGAAGAUCUACAAGGCUGGGCUGAAGUACCCGGAGUGGAAACGCAAACAUGACCCUGGAUACAAGCCCUGGGUGUACCCGGAGCAGAACACGUUGCCCAGUGUCAGCCUGGCCGAGCUCUCAGUGCAACAUGCUGACUCAUUGGAGAACAUCGAUGAGACAGGGCUGACCGAGGACCACCUGAGCACCAGUGACCAUGAGGCCUGAGCCCUCGCCACAGCCCUCUCCUGGGGCGACCCCCUCAUGACUGGGGCUUGGCAUCUUGAAGGGUUUGGGUGGGAUUUUGGGCCCCCUGUACCUCAAUAAUCAUGUCUGCUCUCCAAUUCCUUCAUCAUAGACCCCCCUACUCAGGCAGCAGGGAAUCCCAGGGUCCCAUGGGAACCUGCAGCAUGGGUGCUGCGAAGAGGGAGGACAGGAACCCUGGUCCCCCUGCACUCAUGGUGGCCCAUGUAAAUGUCCCCACAGAGGAAGUAGAGCAAGCAGUGGGAGCGGGUGCCCCAACAAGAUGCUGGACAGGGCAAGAGAGGGGGGACCCUUCUUGGGGUGGGUAGGAGCUUUCCCAGAAGCAGUAUAUCCCUUUGCCAUUGUAAGACUUCCUAGGGGUGUCCCUCAAAGGUCCAGAAUUGGGGGGGGUCUAUAGGGGGUCAUGCCCAGGCUUUUCAGCAGCACAGGGCUUGGGCUGACCCUCUCUGGCCCGAGUUUUGGGACUGCCAGGCCCACAAUCAGACUGGACCCACUCCAGUCCACUAAGCUCCCCCCAGGGCUUUUUUUGACUCCCUACCCCCAUCCCAGGGAACCCCCUCAGGUCCUUUCCUGGGCAUUAGGCUCAUCUCUGAAGGCUGGCUAUAGUCCAGCUGGCUCUGGGGACUCCUUCCCCAGGUGGUGUUUGGGGGGAUGUUCCCAGCAGUGGGGUCUUGGGCAGCUUCUGUCCCCACUCUCUCAGUGUUUGCUGCUGC